Messenger RNA from Epinephelus fuscoguttatus (brown-marbled grouper), 6920 nucleotides. It is a transcript of the gene lpin2, whose product is annotated as lipin 2. Lineage: Eukaryota; Metazoa; Chordata; Actinopteri; Perciformes; Serranidae. Gene Ontology annotation, molecular function: phosphatidate phosphatase activity; transcription coactivator activity. Gene Ontology annotation, cellular component: endoplasmic reticulum membrane; nucleus; cytosol. Bases 214 to 3102 code for a protein of 962 amino acids. Gene Ontology annotation, biological process: fatty acid catabolic process; cellular response to insulin stimulus; positive regulation of transcription by RNA polymerase II. The record is from RefSeq and is a predicted model, not a curated record. The transcript has 20 exons.
GUUUAUGACAGUGUUGCACAAUCCCGUCAGAUAGCAGUGUACUGGUAUUUACCCCUGGGAGGGCUAUUCCAAAGUGAUAAGGUGGGCCACAUUUGAGAUUAGAUUUAGUAUGGCAGGGCAGCACUAUCAUCAUAAUCUGAGGGAAGACAACACUGGUCCCAGUGGAGUGUCCUGAGCUGAGUAAAGUGAGAGCUGGUGCUCUACUAAAAAGUGAUGAAGAGACAGAGGUCCUGGGGGGACUGGGAGCUCCUGGGAAACAACACAGACGAUAACACAGACAACAGUGAACAGGAUGAGUCCUUGUCUCUGAGGUCGUCUUGGUCCCUGGCGGACACGAUGAACUACGUUGGCCAGCUGGCAGGUCAGGUGCUGGUAACCGUCAAAGAACUGUAUAAAGGCAUUAAUCAGGCCACGCUGUCGGGCUGCAUUGAUGUUGUUGUUGUCCGCCAGAGGGAUGGCACCUACCAGUGCUCACCAUUCCAUGUGCGCUUCGGCAAGCUGGGUGUACUGCGCUCCAAAGAGAAAGUGAUUGACAUUGAAGUGAAUGGAGAGCCAGUGGAGCUGCACAUGAAGCUUGGUGACAAUGGAGAGGCCUUUUUUGUCCAGGAAGCUGAGCAGCUGAAUCAGAUCGUCCCUGCCCACCUGGCCACCUCUCCAAUCCCCACCGAGAGUCACCUAUUCUGGAUCUCAGAGGUUGAGCACAGGCCACCAAAGGAUCUGGAGGAUGACCCCGCUGACCCAGAGGACCCACCCGAGCCUCCUGCUCCUAGCACCGUGGCCACAAAAAAGAAGAAACGACGGAGGAAGAAGCAUAAAGGAGACCCCCGAAGAGAGGAGCUGACCCCGCCCAUGUCAGUCACUACCAGUAAUGCUAUUGCUGCUAACACACCUGCUGCUACGACUGCUGCUAUGUCCAGCACUGGGCAAAAUGAAGAGAUCUUUGAGAUGGACAUGAGCUCUGACGAGGAAGCUGCUGCACAUGUCUCAAGGUCACCUUCAGUGACCACAAUGCGAGAUAUUGACCCCAAAUUACCCGCAGCUAGACACAACCUCGAUGGUUAUCCAAUGUCUGAUGGGGACUGGCCUGCGAAUGACAGUCACGGCUUGUCUCAGGCCUUUUCCCCAAAGAGUGACUCCGAGCUGAUGGUCAGGCCCUCAGAGAGUUUACUCAGAGCUGAGUCCCACAUGCAGUGGACCUGGGGGGAGUUUCCAGAAACAACCAGGGUCACCAAAAAAGAGAAACCAGAGCUUCUAAAAACCGUGACCAUCACCCCAUCAGAGAGCACCCACUUCCGCGUCAUCCUCAGCUCUGAGGCCAUGGAGAACGAGUCUGAGAUCGAAAGGGGAGAGGGUGCCUCCUCCUCCUCCUCCUCCUCAGUGUGUACCAUUGUUAAGCCCGAGCCACGCACCCCUAUUACCACUAUGACACCUGUGAUUCCUCUGGCAUCUGUUAGUACCAUAACCUCUGUAAGUCCUGUUUCCCCCACGGAGCCCCUGGAUGUUUUGCCACCCAGUGUGGCAACCUCCACCCCUUUCAGCAGCCAACAGAGUGAUUCACCCUCAAAGAAGAAAGGUGUCCCAAAGAGGAGCCAGCAUCAGGGUCCUGAGGAUAUCUACCUAGAUGACCUGAAUGUACUUGAACCUGAUGUUGCUGCACGAUAUUUUCCUAAGAGCGAGUCUGAGGCAGCGACAAAGCACUGGAUGGACUCAGAGAUGCACUCUGGUUCACAGUCCCCGCAGUCAGUGGGCAGUGCAGCUGCUGACAGCGGGACAGAGUGUCUGUCUGACUCAGCUAGUGACCUCCCAGACGUCACUCUUUCUCUGUGCGGAGGCCUCACAGAAAAUGCUGAAAUAUCCAAAGAAAGGUUCAUGGAGCACAUCAUCACCUAUCAUGAAUUUGCUGAAAACCCAGCAAUUAUAGAUAACCCCAACCUGGUUGUAAAGAUAGGAAAUAGAUAUUAUAAUUGGGCACUAGCUGCACCCUUGAUUUUAAGUCUACAAGCAUUUCAGAAGAACUUACCAAAGGCUACAGAGGAGGCCUGGGUGAAGGAGAAAAUGCCAAAGAAGUCAGGUCGCUGGUGGUUCUGGCGAAAAAGGGCAGAUAGUGCAAUCAAGCAGUCAGAGACGAAGCUUGAAACCAAGGAGGAGUCUCAUCUGGAAGAGGAAGGACCUUCCAUGUCUCAGGAGAAACUGCCCUUGCCGCCUAAAGCAGGAGACUCAUCCAGCGAUGAAGAGGCCAAGGAGGUGAGCGCUGCAUCCUGUCAGGAGAGACUGCAGCCAGUAGAUGGUCAGCACCACCCCAGCCCACACACUUACAGGAAGUCACUACGCCUCUCCUCUGAUCAGAUAGCCAGUCUGAAACUGAAGGAGGGACCUAACGAUGUGACGUUCAGCAUCACCACUCAAUACCAGGGCACAUGUCGCUGCGAGGGCACCAUUUACCUGUGGAACUGGGACGACAAAGUCAUUAUCUCUGACAUCGAUGGCACUAUCACCAAGUCAGAUGUGUUUGGACAGAUCCUGCCACAGCUGGGGAAGGACUGGACCCACCAGGGCAUUGCAAAGCUCUACCACUCAGUAGCUGAGAAUGGCUACAAGUUCUUAUACUGCUCAGCGCGGGCUAUUGGCAUGGCGGACAUGACAAGAGGUUACCUGCAGUGGGUCAAUGACGGAGGCAUCAUUCUACCCCGAGGACCUCUCAUGCUGUCUCCCAGCAGCCUUUUCUCCGCCUUCCACAGGGAGGUGAUUGAGAAGAAACCAGAGAUCUUCAAGAUUGAAUGCCUUACAGAUAUCAAGAACCUGUUCCAGCAUAACAAGCAGCCAUUCUACGCCGCCUUUGGGAAUAGAGCUAAUGAUGUGUUUGCCUAUAAGGAGGUGGGAGUUCCAGUGUGUCGGAUCUUCACAGUCAACCCAAAGGGAGAGCUGAUCCAGGAGCAGACCAAGGGCAACAAGUCCUCUUACAGUCGGCUUAGUGAGCUGGUGGAGCAUGUGUUCCCUCUGCUGAGUAAGGAGCAGAACGAGGCCUUUGUCCUGCCCGAGUACAGCUCUUUCUGUUACUGGAGACAACCCAUACCAGACUUCAACCCUGAUGAACUGCUCUAAUCCAGCACAUAUGGAUAUCCAGGUGCUCAUAUACAUGCAGCUGGGCUGUGCACUUGAAUGCAUCUCCAGAAAACACAUGGACUGAAACCUAAACUUUCAUAUAUAGUUCUCAGACAUGCACACACAGUAACAGGGUUAUCACCAUAAACACAAAAUAAGCUGGUAAACAGUAAUUAUAGUUGAGUGGAAGUUAAAUCCUGAUGAAUAAUCCCCUUAAAAUUGUCACCCCCGGGAGACGAUACUAAUCACCACCUAAAUGAUCAUGUUUCCUCUUGCCUGUGAAGGAAUACGAACCCAGCAAGCAUUCUGUAGUCCCCAUCACAGCACAGGGAUAAAGAUCUGAGAUUUCUCUCUGUAACUUCUAGCAAACAGGAUGGUCUGCAUUUGCCAUCAGGGACACGACUGAAGCCCCACGCGAGGCAUUAGCCCUUAGCACCAGAGUGUGCGCUGCGCAGAAGGAAAAGACAUUGUUUUUCUUGAAUCAAGUUUUUCACAUUUCCUGAACGCCCUGAAGAAGUGAUAUGAAAUGUUCAAAGCAGGAAGGACACACAGGGUAGGAAGUUAAAAUCGACGCCAGAAAUAGUUUGCUGUGGCUACUGUAUUUGCACAGACGCACGUGUCCAUUCUUUAUUCUGUCCUGUAACAUCAAGUAAAAUAGUGAUAGUGGCAGGUAAACAACUGCUACGAACCAUACACAGCAGUUAGUUUACACAAAGCUACAGUUAGUGUAGUUUUGUUCCCGACUUUCUCUGCUGCGUGGUCAUUAGUUGGAACAGAUUUCAGAUCACCACUUUCCCCCUGUAGAGUUUAAGACACUUGUACUGACUGAGUCAUGUUAGGUAUUGUUAAUUCUCAAGGUCAUACCAGGGAUAUACGUUUUGCCAACAAUAUGUGAAGAUGCACAUUUAGAUAUGACUUAAAAACAAAAUGAAGCAGCUUCAUGUUAUAUUGUCUCGCUGUUAUUUUAAUGUUUAUUCUGUUCUACAAGCUCUGGCGAAUCAAGUGUGUUUUGUUAACAAUGCAGUCAUUAUUUAUGAUAAUUGGUAUGUUUUAAGUUAUUGAUUUCUAUCGUGAUGCCUUUGCUUGUCUGAAAAAAAAAAGUAAUUUAUCACCAAUGCAAUGUGGAAAUACUUCAAAUCGGUAUUUUGUAUGAUUGGUCUUUGGUAAACAUGCACUUAACAGUAACUGCUAGGCCUUGUACGAUCUGUUUCUUUUUUUUUUUUCCUUUUUUUUUUUAAGCCUUGUAUCCCAUUCUCACAACGAUCUGUAUUCCUUGUUUUACAGUGAAACUUGUAAGGUACAUACACAUUCCUCAGCAAACCUCAGAAUCCGCAGCUUUAGUAUUAAAGUAUGUGUGUAAAUGUAAAAGAUGACGCUUGAGUCGGAACGGUGGAAAUAAGCAGAUCUGGAGAGACGGCUUAAAAUGAAGGAUUUUCCAUUUGCAAGGUCCUCUGUAGAUGGGAAUAUGUAAGAGUGUGUGUGUGUUUGUGUGCGUGCGUGCAUACAUACCUAAUCACCGAGCGCUGCUGUUGUCAGGGUGGCAGGAUUCAUUCACCCUUUGCUUAUGUUCCCUCAGUGGCUUUACCGAGACUUAUCCAACGCACUUUGUCUAAGCUGCACCCUGAGAACGCCUCUCACCCACAUGCACUUCACUGAAGGUCUUCAUAGACAGUAGACCAGAGUAUGCAAUUAAUGCAAGAGGAAGAGUUCUAGUUUUACCUCUUUGUUGUGUGAGUGACCUUCUGACACCACAGACAAAUCAGCUGUUCUGAAAAUACGUUAAUAUAAGCAAUUAUUGAAGGAGGGUUUGUGUUUGUAGGCUGCGAGGCAAAAUGUGGGGAUUUGGGGUGCUGGACAGCGCUACUCCAUAGUGUGUGCAUGUGUGCAUGUUUGCGUGUGUGUGAGUGAAUGCGAAAAGACGUAAGACUGAUCCCGUGCCUCUGGUGACCAGAGGAAGAGCCAUUGGAUCUUGUUCGGAGAUAAACAGGAAAUACUUGAGGAAGCUAUUAGAAAGCACGUCAGUGGCAUUAUAUUGUGUUUGUUAAUAGAAAAAGACGUGGGCAGAUGUGCCAUGGAUCAUACUUCCACCACAAGUGUAACAGUAACAUGACAACAUGUGGUAGUAAGAAUUAAAAAACAUAGAGUCAGACUGAGACCUGGAGGGAAACUUUGAUAUUUUUGGACCUGGACCCUGUUUUCCAAUGUUUUUGUGUCGAAGUGACUAAUGGAGACAACAGUAUUCAGAGAGAACGCUGCGGCAAUGUGCACCAUCAAUCUACGUCCGUUUUAAGUGCUUGUUUUUGCCACUGACAGGCUCAGAUUGUUAGAUUGUGUCUGAUAACAUCACCGACCCUGCAGGUAAAUGAAACAAUUUUCUUCUCCUUUCGCUGUUCUGUUUAUUGUUGUGUGUAACCAGGUCUUGCUCAAGGAGAAGUCUCAUCAUGACUUAUCGAAAUCAGCUCAAUAUUCAUCCAUGACACUGAAAAUCUUUUAGAUAAUACUAAGCUACGCUUUCUGUGCUCCAACUUUUCCCAGCACUUCACCUUCCAUCUUUCGUGAACAUCUCUGCCUUUGUUUAUCCUGCAGCAAGUCACCUGUCGUAAGAUUUCAGAACAAGAAUUGUAUUUCUCUGUGAUAAUGGGUGGGACGGUGGUACAGUGCUUAGCAUUGUCGCCUCACAUCAAGAGGGUUCCUGGUUCGAACCCAGGGCAGGGGCGUGGGUUUUCUCCGGGUACUCUGGCUUCCUCCCACGAUCCAAAGACAUGCAGGUUAAUUGAUGACUCUAAAUUGGCCCUGUGAUAGUCUGGCGCCCUGUCCAGGUUGUACCCAGCCUCUUGCCCAAUGUCAGCUGGGAUAGGUUCCAGACCCCCCGCAACCCUGAGCAAGAUAAACAGUUACGACUGAAUGAAUGAAAGGAUUAAUGUAGCGUUCUUUUCCGUGACAGUGUCAGACACUGAGCCUGACAGUGGCAAAAAAUGAGCACUUUUAAUGGAUGUAAAUUGACAGUGCACAAAAUGUUUCUCGGUUGCUGACUGUGGACCAAUUUCAGAUAUUGUUGUCUCCAUUAACCACUUUGACACAAAAUCAUGUGAAAACAGCGUCCAGGCUGAAUUAUAACAAAGUCUCCCUUCAACAGUCAAAAACCAUUCAAUGAAAAAAAGCACAAUUUCCGAUCAUGGCUGCGUACAGAUUGCCACUAUUAUCAUCAUUAUUUUGGCUGAAGUGUUUCCGCGUUCACUCUGUAGCUCAGAUGUUUUUGUGAUGAUUAAGAUGCGUGCUUUGCUUUUGAUUUUUAUUUGCUUGUUCUCGACAAAGUUUGGUGAAGUCAAAUAGAUAUAUAUCUUAUGAUUAACAAAAUGAAAUUCCAUUCUUUCUAUGAAAGUAAAGCAUCUUGUGUGGAAGAAUCACACUUCAUCCUGUAUGAUCCUGGGAUACGUAUGUGGUAUAUAAAUAUAAAUAAAAUAUUGUUUGUUCUCACUCAACUGCUGUGGAAAAAAUGAUCCGGUAUAUAUGCUGAUCACCACAUUCUUCUGUCUUUGAUGCCUUGUUUUCUUUGUUUGUUUUAUCGUUUCUUAUCAAGUGUAUGAUCGUUCGUGUGUUUGUUUCAUUCUGUUUGGAGGUAACGCUUGCUAUCUGAUUGUGUCUGACCAACAGAAAUACCUUAAGUGUAUGCUGUGUUUGAUUUGUACAGAAAUGUGGUUUAAAGUAUGUUUAAAGAACAAAAUACCUUGUAAGAAGAGAAAAAAAAUACAGGCCUAAUGAAGCUAACAGAGUGUGGCUUGUGGUCAUAUUUGUAUUAAAUAAAGUUUCUAACUGAA